UACUCGUCAACGGUUUCGAACGGUAUAACUCGUAGAGUCCUCUGUGAGCGAGUUUGCAGUAUCUUGCCUUUAUUUUUCGUUGCUGUUAUAUUAAUGAUUUAAGCCAAUAACUAUGCCACAGCAGAGAUUUGGCGGUUGCUUUGUCAAAUGGUUCUAUCUGGUGCUGAUUGUGCAGACCUUUUUGUGCAUUGGCCAUCUUGAGUGUCGCCAGCAACACAAUCGCAACAACAACAACAACAACAACAACAAUAGUAACAAUAACAACAACAAUAGACGAGGAGAUUCGGCCAGCUCGGAGGAGACGCACAACAACAACAAUAACGGCUACGACGAUGGCAUUGAUAAUCUUGGGGACAACGACAACAACGGUAUUGCGACCGGGCCAGGGACAGGAACGGGGACGGGGACGGGGACGGGGUCACAUGGCCAUCGACGUAAUCCGCGCAAGAAACAGCAGGGCAACAGCCACAACAACAACAAUCACAACAAUCACAACAAUCGACACAAUCGCAUGGAGGAAGCAGGCAUCUCGCUGUGGAUCAACGAGCAGCAGCUCAAAAUGCUGAGCGCGCUGUACUUUCCGCAGGGCUACUCGGAUCGCAUCUAUGCCAUUCACAAUGGUCGGGUGACGAACGAGAUGCGCGACACGACCGUGUACAACUAUCUGGUGAUACCGUCGGAAGUGAACUAUGUGAACUUCACGUGGAAGUCGGGCAGACGCAAGUAUUUCUACGAUUUCGAUCGGUUGCAAACGAUGGACGAGAGCAUUCUGAAGGCGCCGACGCUCUCCAUCAAUAAGAGCGGUCGCAUACCGCAGGAGCAGAAAAAUUUUAGCAUAUUCCUGCCCUGCACCGGAAACAGCUCGGGCACCGCAUCCUUCAAUGUGGGCCUAAAGAUACAGACUCGCAAGAAUAAACCAUUGCCGGGCACACCCAUCCGUCUCAACUUCAAAAAGGAAUGCGCACAUAGAGGUGUGUAUGAUAUAGACGCUUCCAACCCUACUUCACUAACAACUUUGCAAGCUCCCGAUCCAGAAUGCAGUUUGAAAUGUGGCAAAAACGGUUAUUGCAAUGAGCAACACAUUUGCAAAUGCAAAGUGGGAUACACUGGCCAGUACUGUGAGACGGCCUUCUGUUUUCCGCAAUGUCUGAACGGUGGCAAUUGUACGGCGCCAUCGGUCUGCACCUGCCCGGAGGGCUAUCAGGGCACACAGUGCGAGGGCGGUAUUUGCAAGGAGAAGUGCUUGAAUGGCGGCAAAUGCAUACAAAAGGACAAAUGCCAGUGCUCCAAGGGAUAUUAUGGCCUGCACUGUGAAUACUCCAAAUGCGUAAUUCCCUGUAAAAACGGUGGCCGCUGCAUUGGUAACAAUUUGUGCCGCUGUCCAAACGGACUGCGCGGCGAUCAUUGCGAGAUUGGACGGAAGCAGCGAUCCACCUGCAAGUGCAGCAAUGGCCACUGCCUGGGCAACAAAGAGUGCCGUUGCCAGGAUGGCUAUCAAGGACGCCAUUGUCGACGUCGUAAGUGCCACAGUCCAAAAUACCCUUUCAAAUGUAUGCAACGGGCAGAAGGGAGCACGAAGAAGAAGAUAAAGAGCUCUGAUACGCUAUGGCCAAGUGCAUGGCAUGGUGUAAUAUGAGCUAUUUUGAGGCUUUCCAAAUCGUGCGCACUGAACGCUAGCGCUGGGCCCAAAAUGGAAGCGCGUACCUAAAAAUGUGAAAUGUAAACAUACACAUUGAAAAAAAAAAACAAAAAACAAAAUCAACAACUAGCUUGGGCUCGUAGCAUCAAAACAAUUAUACUAUUUAAAAAUUAAAUGGACAGAAAACAAAAUAAUACUAAUUGU
Messenger RNA from Drosophila grimshawi, 1843 nucleotides. RefSeq names its product protein shifted (gene shf). Bases 113 to 1636 code for a protein of 507 amino acids. NCBI's taxonomy places the organism in Eukaryota, Metazoa, Arthropoda, Insecta, Diptera, Drosophilidae. Gene Ontology annotation, molecular function: signaling receptor binding. Gene Ontology annotation, cellular component: cell surface; extracellular region. The record is from RefSeq and is a predicted model, not a curated record. The transcript has 8 exons. Gene Ontology annotation, biological process: anatomical structure development.